Molecule: messenger RNA, 1445 nt
Organism: Glycine soja
Lineage: Eukaryota; Viridiplantae; Streptophyta; Magnoliopsida; Fabales; Fabaceae
Product: RHOMBOID-like protein 8
Exons: 6
Coding region: 28-1134 (368 amino acids)
Biological process (GO): proteolysis
Cellular component (GO): membrane
Molecular function (GO): serine-type endopeptidase activity
Source: RefSeq, a predicted model, not a curated record
UUGGAGAGAGAAUCUUGAAUUUCAGCGAUGGCGGAAUGCAUUGACGUGAAGCUCUCUCCUGCACCGGACCAAAGGAUUCCGUUGAUGAGAUCAAGAAGAGGACGGCGGCGCGGCGACACGUGGGUGGUGUCGGUGUUCGUCAUAAUCCAAAUCGGUGUUUUCAUCGCCACCAUGCUCGUCAACGAUUGCUGGAACAAUUCUCACGGCGAUUGCGUUCUCCAACCCCUCGGAAGGUUCUCCUUCCAGCCUCUUCCCGAGAAUCCUCUCUUGGGCCCUUCUCAGUCCAAGUUAGAUGAAAUGGGAGCUCUUCGAUGGAACCUUUUGACAGAGCAUCAUCAAACAUGGCGCCUUUUCACAUUUCCAUUUCUGCAUGCUGGACUCUUCCACCUGCUCCUCAAUCUCUCCAGUGUCAUCUAUGUGGGAGUUAACCUAGAGCACCACUUUGGACCCAUAAGGAUUGGUAUAAUCUAUGCAUUGUCUGCCUUUGUGGGUUCCUUGGUGGCUUCUCUUUUUCUCCAAAACAUCCCCGCUGUUGGUGCUUCCGGUGCUUUAUAUGGAUUACUGGGAACAUUGCUUUCGGAACUUGUUUGGAACUGGAAAUUCCAUUCCAAUAAGAUUUCAGCAAUAGCAUCAUUAGUCUUUGUCUUUGUGUGCAACUUCGUCCUUGGUUUUCUGCCUUAUGUAGACAAUUUUGCAAGCAUGGGAGGUUUCAUAUCAGGAUUCCUUCUUGGAUCUGUUUUUUUACUAUGCCCUCAGAUCCAACCUGUAGCUCCAAAUAAAGGAGGCCUGAUUGAUUAUGGGGUCAAAAGUUACGUCAAGUUAAAGUUGAAGGAAAAGCUGGACAGACCAGUUCUCAGGAUUGUUUCUCUUAUCCUCUUCAGCCUUUUAUUGGCUGGUUGUCUUGUGGCUGUUCUUCAUGGAAUCAACAUCAGCAGUUAUUGCACAUGGUGUCCAUAUGUCGACUGUAUCCCUUUUACAAGCUGGCACUGCAAAGACACAGAAACCUCUUGUGAGACAAUGGUGAGCAAUGCUCAGCUGACAAUGACCUGUAUUGGGAAUGGCAAUUUCCGAGUAUUUCCUUUUACCAACAUCUCUCGGGCAAGGUUUAAUGAUUUGUGCAAUCUGAUAUGCUGAUGAGACUAGUUGUUUCAAUGAUUCUUUUAGCACCAAAUUACCAGGAAAUUUGGAUAGCUGAUUUAGCUUUAUGUCUUACCAAGCUGUUGUUUCUUUUUUUCUGAAUGUAAAGAAAUUGGAGCUCAGUGAGAAGCUCAAGGAAACUGAUUAGACCCAAAUUGAUGAGUCUGUGGACCAUGUCUUUGGUUGUAAAUACUCUACUACCUGGGUGUAACAUUUCUUGUUCCUGGGCAAGAUGAAUCCUUUUCAUGCUUGUAGAAAAUUGAAGUUGUGGAAAAUAACAAGUGAUUUCAUGUCUUUGGUUUUUCUUA